Molecule: messenger RNA, 5259 nt
Organism: Letharia columbiana
Lineage: Eukaryota; Fungi; Ascomycota; Lecanoromycetes; Lecanorales; Parmeliaceae
Exons: 1
Coding region: 1-5259 (1752 amino acids)
Biological process (GO): error-prone translesion synthesis; double-strand break repair via homologous recombination
Cellular component (GO): nucleus; zeta DNA polymerase complex
Molecular function (GO): DNA binding; nucleotide binding; DNA-directed DNA polymerase activity
Source: RefSeq, a predicted model, not a curated record
AUGGACCUCUUUCGCGUUAGACUGAACUGCGUUGACCACUACCAAGCAACUCCUACUGCAUUCGAUCCCCAACUCCCUGGUGUCCAUGCCUCCAACCAGCAGAGGGCCGUUCCCAAGGUCCCCGUUAUCAGGGUUUUUGGCGCCACUGAGUCAGGACAAAAGGUAUGCGCCCAUGUUCAUGGCGCGUUGCCGUACCUCUACGUCAGAUACGAUGGGAGUCUGGUACAGGGAGAUGGUAAGGCCCGCUUCUUAUCCCGGUCCAGAAAAGUCUCUUAUAGGCCUGUAGUAGCCGCAUACAUUCGUCAACUCAACCUAUCCAUCGACCAUGCCCUUGCAGUCAGCUACCGCCGCAAUAUGUACGAGGGAAAAUUCGCCUUCGUUGGGCACAUCACUCUUGUCAAGGGUGUUCCCUUUUACGGUUAUAACGUCGGCUACAAGUUCUUUCUCAAAAUCUACAUGCUGAAUCCACUCCACAUGACUCGCUUGGCAGACCUUUUACGACAGGGCACGAUUAUGAAGAAGGUCAUUCAGCCGUACGAAAGCCACAUGCAGUACCUGCUACAAUGGAUGUGUGACUAUAACCUUUACGGGUGCGCGUACAUAGACUGUAGCCAAGUCAAGUUCCGCAGCCCAGUGCCAGAUUACUUAGACAUGAACAGCACUACCCAUCAGUGGCACAAUCGGGCAAUUCCUCCUUCUUUCAUUUCUGACAAUGAGAAAAUACCGCGGCAAAGUCACUGCUCUAUUGAGGUUGAUGUCUGCGUACAGCACAUUAUCAACCGACUUGCCGUCAAGUCACGGCCUAUACACCAUGACUUCGUUGAGCGUAAAUUUCCCAUUGCGACAGACGAAAAGCUAGUACAAAGCAUGGCAGGUCUUUGGCGUGACGAGACUAGGAGGAGAAAAGCCAGGAUGGGGGAGACGAAUCCAGGAAGUAGCCCAUUUCCGCCGGAAGUAUUGGUCUCUGUUUCAGCGGAUCCCAGAAACACUCAGGCAGGCGGAUGGAUCCAUGAGAAGGAGUACAUGGAGAAGAUCAAAAUUAUCGUCAAAGACGAAAGACAGAAAAGUGAUGGCGGGGAAGUUGGGUUUGAUGGAUUUGUUGAAAAUCAAAGUCUUGGGGACCAAGUGAAAACAUCGCUGGAGAGCGUAGAAGACCUUUUCCCGGAGAAUCUUGCUCGUGUAAUGAUUUUCCGGCUGGCAUCUCAAGCUGCUGCGGAUAACGCACAGGAAUCAGCAGCCGAUAUGCCAGAAGUGGAUGAAAGUCGGCUGCUCUCUUUCGAGGAGGAUGAAUUCCCAUAUGAGUCGGACGAAGAGCUGGCGCGAGACCUGGAAACGUCUCAAAAGAAGCAAGGCGAGCGGAUAGAUGAUGAAAUGGAACAAUUCGCGAAUCAAGGCAUGAAGGAGCCAAUGUACGAUAACGAAGAAAGGCUUGCAUAUGUUGCGUCCACUACCAAUGCCACGGAAGUCCCGAGAUCAGCUCCACUUGCAAAAGUGCAGGACAUUACAAGCUCUACUGAGAUUGAAAAGAUGGGAAUCAGAAAUGUGGGUAACUACGACCACGCUGAUGAGGACGCUUUCGAAAUCCCCCUGGAAUUUGCAAGCGACAUCAGUGCUGAACGAGCUAAGGACUCGACCAAAGAUUAUCAACAUGACAAGAAGAGACGUAAGCUCCCCAACGGCGAUCACCUUACAGUCGUGGAUAUCUCCGAUCACCCGCCCCCAGACAGCAGUCGAGAAGUCUAUGAUAUUUCUGCGAACGGUCCGACGAAAUUGCGAGACAAGCCUGAUAUUGAUCAAUCGGUGGGGUCGUUUUCCUCAGAGGGGCCAUAUGGAACGCCUCACUCGCGUGAAAAUAGCCAGAGAAAGCGCAAGAUGCUGCCUUCUUCCCAUGAAGGAAUCAACUCCGCGACCGGAAACAAGACUCUCUCAUUUCAAGUCGUUAAAGAUCCGUAUGACCCAAACACCAUCAAGAAGCUCAGUCAAACCAGCGCUUCAGAUGUCAAAGGCUCACAGAAAUCAAAAACCAAGUCUGUAUCUUUUCCACUGUCUAGCGAGCCAAGCCCAAGCGCGUUCAGUGCACCAAGGCUCGGAUCGCUAGGAUCUUUAACGUCACCAAGGAGAGUGUCUAGCCAGGUGUCCGAAUGCUCCUCAAAUGUUCACCAAGUGUUCGACAUCAGAUUACGAAAGAAGAUAUUCAUCCUAGCUUAUGAACCUCCUCGAGCUUCCGAGAUCCUACUAAAAAUGCGAGAUGAAAGGCUUCCGUCAAUCAUUUAUCAGGACGCUUACUAUAGUAACGAAAAGGAUGUGCCUGAACGUGCUAGAGAGUACGCGGGAAAGGAUUUCAAGCUUGAGAGUAGAACGGUUCCAUUCCUGGCAAGUUUCGAUCCCACAGGGACGUCGGCAGCCAGUCGAGGGGAAAAACUAAGCGUGGUCGUCGACAAGACUGAUGAGGAGCGACUAUCUCGAAGACGAAGAAUGGCAUGUGGACUCCGAGCCUGGGAAAUAGAAGAAAUGCCUCCCACGAGACAGGAAGUCCAAGCUUGGUUAGAUGAGGAGAGCGGGGAAGCAUCAGGGUCUUCGGAUAAGGCAACUGUCUAUCACGGGAUCACAUCGACAAAGAUGGAUCUCUCGCAGAUUGACGGUGCCACUCAAAAGAACAAGCACGGAUUCAAAUACUCGCAAAAGCAGAAAUCGACCAGUGUACAACACGAGACUCAGUACAUGAGCGUCAUGAGUCUUGAAAUCCACGUCAACACUCGUGGGAAGAUGGUGCCUAACCCCGAGCAGGAUGAAAUUGGAUGUGUUUUCUGGUGUCUCCAGUCUGAUGAAGAGGAUCUGGAAGUCAACGGCAUCAAUGAAGGGACACACGUCGGAGUCUUGGCCCUGUCGCAUAUUGGAGGGUUGGCCCAUAGAAUCUCCCAGCACACUGGCGUGGAAGUGGAAGAGGAGAUCUCUGAGCUUGAAAUGAUCAAUCGCAUGGUCGAUAUCGUUCGUGGCUAUGAUCCUGACAUCCUAACCGGCUACGAGGUGCACGGCGGGUCCUGGGGGUAUAUGAUAGAACGAGCUCGAUGCAAAUACGACUACAACUUGUGCGAUGAACUUUCGAGAAUGAAGUCCCAGUCGCAUGGUCGAUUUGGCAAGGAGGACGAUCGCUGGGGUUUCAAUCACACUUCCACCAUCAGAGUCACAGGAAGACACAUGAUCAACGUCUGGCGCGCAAUGAGGGGAGAGCUGAAUCUGCUGCAGUAUACGAUGGAGAACGUCGUUUUUCAGCUCUGUCAUCGCCGUAUACCGCACUAUUCUUUCCGAGACCUGACAUUCUGGUACAAGAGUGGCAAACCAAAGGACCUGGCUAAAGUUGUGGAUUAUUAUGUCUCCCGUGUCCAGCUGGACCUAGAGAUCUUGGAACAGAACGAGCUUAUUCCAAGAACUAGUGAGCAAGCGCGGUUGCUGGGAGUAGAUUUCUUUUCGGUGUUUUCGCGAGGAUCUCAAUUCAAGGUCGAAUCACUUAUGUUUCGAAUAGCCAAGCCAGAGAAUUUCUUGUUACCCUCACCGAGUCGAAAGCAAGUCGGUCAGCAGAACGCCUUGGAAUGUCUGCCUUUGGUGAUGGAGCCUCAAAGCGCAUUUUACAACAGCCCACUACUGGUGCUUGACUUCCAGUCUCUAUACCCGAGCGUCAUGGUUGCAUAUAAUUACUGCUACUCCACAUUCCUAGGAAGGGUGGUUAGCUGGCGUGGUCAAAACAAGAUGGGUUUCACGGACUAUCAUAGAGAACCAAGACUCUUGGAGCUUUUGAACGACCAAGUCAACAUCGCGCCGAAUGGUAUCGUGUAUGCCAAACCCGAUAUUCGCAAGUCUCUUCUCGCAAAGAUGCUGGGGGAGAUCCUGGAGACUCGAGUCAUGGUCAAAAGCGGGAUGAAGGAUGACAGGGAUGACAAGACUCUGCAGAGGCUACUCAACAAUAGACAGCUCGCAUUGAAGCUCAUUGCCAAUGUCACUUACGGUUACACCUCUGCCUCCUUCUCUGGGCGCAUGCCAUGCUCCGAGAUUGCCGACAGCAUUGUCCAGACAGGUCGUGAGACAUUGGAGAAAGCCAUCGCAUUAAUACAUUCCGUGGAGAGGUGGGGUGCUGAGGUCGUAUAUGGUGACACUGACAGUCUCUUCGUCUAUCUCAAGGGCCGUACCAAAGACGAGGCGUUUGACAUUGGUAAAGAGAUCGCUAAGACCAUCACGGACAUGAAUCCCAGACCAGUCAAAUUGAAGUUCGAAAAGGUGUAUUUUCCAUGCGUUCUACUCGCAAAGAAGCGAUACGUAGGCUUCAAGUACGAGAGCAAGGAUCAAAUGGUGCCAGACUUCGAUGCAAAGGGUAUUGAGACUGUGCGCCGAGACGGAACACCAGCUGAACAGCAGAUCGAAGAGAAAGCCCUAAAGAUACUGUUCCGCUCGGCGGAUCUAAGCCAGGUCAAAUGCUACUUCCAGCGACAGUGCAUGAAGAUCAUGAAAGGAAAGGUGUCCAUCCAGGAUUUUUGUUUCGCGAAAGAGGUCAAGCUUGGUACGUACAGCGACAAGGGUCUGCCGCCUCCCGGAGCACUCAUUAGCACCAAGAGGAUGCUGGAGGACCCUCGUGCAGAACCGCAAUACGGAGAGCGUGUUCCCUACGUGGUAAUUACCGGAGCUCCAGGGGCUAGGCUCAUCGAUCGAUGCGUGGCUCCAGACGUGCUGUUGCACAACGAUAAUAAUGAAUUGGAUGCAGAAUAUUACAUCUUGAAGAAUCUUAUUCCACCACUUGAACGUAUCUUCAACCUCGUUGGAGCGAAUGUACGACAGUGGUACGACGAAAUGCCCAAAUAUCAGCGAGUGCGCCGCAUAGAAGCAGGGGCACUCACGGGAGGGAAGGAGUUGAUCAUAUCGAAGAAAACAUUGGAGUCUUAUAUGAAGUCUUCUACCUGUCUCGUCUGUCAUGAGAAGCUCGAAGAAGAAAUGGCAAUCUGCGCCAGGUGCAUACAAAAUGCUGACAGCUCUCUUAUGACACUGCACUCGCGGCUCAACAAAGCAGAGAGGAAAGCUGUCAAUUUGGAGAACGUGUGUCGCUCUUGUGCGAGUCUGGCUUGGGGCGAAGAGGUGAAAUGCGACAGCAAGGAUUGUCCCGUUUUUUAUACUCGGACGAGGCAUAUGGCAGGUCUACGGAAUUCAAAGUUAAUGGCGGAACCGGUCAUAGGGAUCUUAGAGGAGCUUGAGGCUGGCGAGCUAGAUUGGUGA